Dunckerocampus dactyliophorus (ringed pipefish) is the source of this 780-nucleotide messenger RNA. RefSeq names its product transmembrane O-methyltransferase (gene tomt). NCBI's taxonomy places the organism in Eukaryota, Metazoa, Chordata, Actinopteri, Syngnathiformes, Syngnathidae. The record is from RefSeq and is a predicted model, not a curated record. The transcript has 4 exons. Gene Ontology annotation, biological process: catecholamine catabolic process; dopamine metabolic process; developmental process. Gene Ontology annotation, molecular function: catechol O-methyltransferase activity. Bases 1 to 780 code for a protein of 259 amino acids.
AUGGUGUCCCCUGCCAUUGCUUUGGCCUUCCUCCCCCUCCUGCUGACACUGCUCAUCAGAUACCGCUUCUACUUUGCGUUGUUCUACCGAGCCAUCCUGGUCCGCCUUUGGAAGGACUGUGUUACUGGCCUGAGCCGUGAGGAGCGGGCCUACCAGUAUGUUCUCACCCAUGCUACCCCGGGGGACCCUGACAGCAUCCUGGAAGCUUUUGAUGAGUGGUGCAGCAAGGUGGAGUUCAUCAGUAACAUUGGACCUAAAAAGGGAAAGAUCCUGGACCGGCUGCUGGCAGAGCAAAGUCCUCUUACGAUCCUGGAAUUAGGUACCCACUGUGGGUACAGCACUGUGCGUAUGGCCCGGUCUCUGCCACUGGGUGCCAGGAUCUACAGCAUUGAGAUGGACCAAAGAAAUGCUGCUAUCGCUGAGAAAAUAAUCCGCCUGGCAGGCUUUGAUGACGACAGUGUAGAGCUGAUUGUGAAUCCAUCAGAUGAAGUGAUCCCACGCCUGCGGUCUGAUUUUGGUUUGGAGAGACUGGAUUUUGUCUUCAUGGACCACUGGAAGAAAUGCUACCUUACUGAUCUGCAGAUGUUGGAGGGCUCUGGUCUGCUCGGAAAAGGAUCAAUGAUUGUGGCAGACAAUGUGCUUUUUCCUGGGGCUCCCAAAUUUCUCAGACACCUACGCAAGAGCGGCUUGUAUGAGUGGAAGAUCCACCGUGCCACCCUGGAGUACAGCAAGGGUAUCAGGGAUGGGAUGGCAGAACUGGUGUACCAGGGGAUCAAGUAG